Amyelois transitella is the source of this 958-nucleotide messenger RNA. It is a transcript of the gene Sbds, whose product is annotated as ribosome maturation protein SBDS. Gene Ontology annotation, biological process: cytosolic ribosome assembly; ribosome biogenesis. NCBI's taxonomy places the organism in Eukaryota, Metazoa, Arthropoda, Insecta, Lepidoptera, Pyralidae. The transcript is spliced from 2 exons. The coding region runs from base 149 to 904 and encodes 251 amino acids. The record is from RefSeq and is a predicted model, not a curated record.
UGUCACUUGACAAUUAAUUAUGACAUCUGUGAAGCAAAUUAUGUAGAAAAAUACAACUACUUAUGUACUUACACUUAUUCAGUAAUUCAAUAUUAAAUAUCUUGUCAGUGGGUAGACAGAAUUGAAUUGUGAUCUAAAAUUUUGAAAAAUGGCUAAGAUUUUCACCCCUACUAAUCAAAUACGUCUUACAAAUGUUGCAAUAGUAAGGUUAAAGAAAGGAGGAAAGAGGUUUGAAAUAGCCUGCUACAGAAACAAAGUCUUGUCUUGGAGGAAUAAACUAGAACAAGACCUUGAUGAAGUUUUACAAACCCAUACAGUAUUCACAAAUGUAUCCAAAGGACAAGUUGCUAAAAAGGAAGAUUUAGUUAAAAUAUUUGGCAAAGAUGAUAUGACUGAAAUAUGCAAAGAAAUAUUGGAGAAAGGUGAACUUCAGGUUUCUGACAAAGAGAGGCACUCACAAAUAGAGUCACUUAUGAAAGACAUUGCAACAACAGUUGCUGAUAAAUGUGUCAACCCUGAGACAAAAAGGCCAUAUCCAGUUUCAAUCAUAGAAAAAGCAAUGAAAGACCUUCAUUUUUCUGUCAAUGUGAACAAAAAUGCUAAACAGCAAGCUCUAGAUGUUAUUCCAUUAUUAAAAAAAGAAAUUCCGCUUGAGAGAGCACAAAUGAGAGUAAGGAUUUUAUUGACUGGCAAAGAUGCUAGGAAGAUUAAGGAGAAAGUUAUUAAACUAGCAACAAGUGUUGAAGAAGAUAAUUGGGAUUCAGGAACAGCUAAUAUAAUUUGUUUGAUUGACCCUGGUAACUUUAGGAAUCUAGAUGAAAUGAUAAGAACUGAAACCAAGGGAUCAGGACAAUUUGAAUUGUUGAACCUGAAGGAAAUGGUAGAAGGGGAGCAAACAUUGUAAUAAAUGUCCAUCAAAAUGUAAUCUACAUAUUUUAAAUAAAAUUUUAUACAAAUU